Molecule: messenger RNA, 1695 nt
Organism: Mangifera indica (mango)
Lineage: Eukaryota; Viridiplantae; Streptophyta; Magnoliopsida; Sapindales; Anacardiaceae
Product: probable serine/threonine-protein kinase PBL7
Exons: 5
Coding region: 256-1512 (418 amino acids)
Biological process (GO): protein phosphorylation
Molecular function (GO): protein kinase activity; ATP binding
Source: RefSeq, a predicted model, not a curated record
GAGGUUCAAAGUGAAAACGUGUUUCGUGUAGCAUACUCUGAAACGACGAACUCAAGUAAGCGUGUGCGUGAUUUCGCAGAAACUUGAUCAUCCUCCCUCCCAAAAACUCUUCCUUCCUGCUUCAUGUCAACUGCAAGCACUAUGGAUGGAUUUCGAUUUCCCUCCGUUACGUCUCCUUUUUUCUAGUUUUUGUUUAUGGAAAAACGCGUUUGAAUCUCGUCUUUUGACUCAAGAAAGAAAGAAUUUUGCAAGCGAAUGGGUUGUUGCCCUUGUUUUGGUAAGAGGAAGAAGGUAACCAAGCUUAACAGCAGUAAUAAACAUGAAGAUGUUUUGAGGAUACGCCAGCCUGAUCAAUCGUCUUCCGAUGUCUCUCCUCUUAGUGCAAAGAUCAAUUCAGUAUCAAGACUGCAAAUAUCAGCUUCAAAAAAUAGGCCUACUACCAAUCAAGAUGCUCACAUAUUUUCCUAUCAAGAGCUUGUGGUUGCAACAAAUAACUUUGCAGAAGACAACUUUAUUGGGCAGGGUGGAUUUGGAGCUGUAUAUAAAGGGCAAUUAAGUUGUACUGGUCAGGCUGUAGCCGUCAAACAACUAGAUAAGGCAGGUGGUCAAGGGGAGAAAGAGUUUCUGGUGGAGGUUCUCAUGCUUUCUCUUUUGCGUCACCCUAACCUUGUUAAUUUAAUUGGGUACUGUGGCGAUGGGGAUCAGCGUCUUCUUGUCUAUGAAUACAUGCCCUUAGGAUCCUUGGAAGAUCACCUUCAUGAUCUUGCACCUGAUCAGGAGCCACUUGAUUGGAAUAUGAGGAUGAAGAUAGCUGCAGGGGCCGCCAAAGGAUUGGAAUAUCUUCACAAUCAAGCAAACCCUCCUGUUAUAUAUAGGGACUUAAAAUCAGCUAAUAUAUUACUGGGUCCAGGGUUCCACCCAAAACUCUCAGAUUUUGGACUUGCCAAAUUUGGUCCAACUGGGGAUAAAUCACAUGUUUCCACAAGGGUCAUGGGCACCCAUGGUUACUGUGCUCCUGAGUAUGCCACAACUGGAAAAUUAACGAUGAAGUCAGACAUUUUCAGUUUUGGUGUAGUAUUGUUGGAGCUGAUUACUGGACAUCAGGCAAUGGAUGAUAGUCUCGGUCGUGAAAGAAUGCUUGUUGAUUGGGUACGUCCAAGGUUCAAAGAACGAAAGAAUCUUUCACAGUUAGCAGAUCCAAUGCUGAGAGGACAGUUCUCAGAAUCUACCUUAAAGAAGGCUCUAAAUGUUGCAUUCAUGUGCAUCCAGGAGAGCCCUACUCUCCGGCCUGUUAUCGAAGAAGUGGUUCUUGCGCUUGAUUACCUGGUGAGACAUAAGUAUGACCCAAACGCAGUCACCAAGAUUCCUCAUAACGAGAAGUCUGAGCAAAUCUCUCCAAAGGAAUCAACCAAGAUUAUGGACAAAAAUGCAGCAAGGGAGCGAGCUGUUGCAGAGGCCAGGACGUGGGGAGAAGCUUUAAGACGGGAAAGGUUGGCGAAAAAUGCAGAGUAGCCUGCUUAACCUCUUAUUUUUAUGUUAUUGAAAUUUAAGGAAAUCCAAUAGUUUAGAUAACACUGCAAGGAUACAAAUGCCUACCAAAAAGUUGAAAUGUUGAGCACUGAGGAGAAAGUCGUAGGAUCAUCAUUAAAGCUAAUGCUGAAUUAGUAUAAUUGAAAUGAAUAUAUAUCUUUACCA